This is a messenger RNA of Heterobilharzia americana, 5382 nucleotides long. The record is from the annotation of a GenBank genome assembly. Lineage: Eukaryota; Metazoa; Platyhelminthes; Trematoda; Strigeidida; Schistosomatidae.
AUGGAAUUGUUGCAUAUGCUGAUUGUUUCUAUCCCACUGUUUUGCAAGCCAAUGGCUCGUUCCACUUUUUUAGCCUCUGAUCGGUUCUUUUGGCCGUAUGAAAGGUUUCCUACUUCAAUCAUGUGUGAUGUAAUGCCCACAAUAUCGGAGGAUGGCAAUUCGAGUCAGGGAGAUCGAGACUCACAAGCAAGCGGAGAGGGUACAAAUGUUGAAGACAUGCUGUUAAGCAUAUUGGAUGAACGUGACAGACUCAUGGAAAGUUUGCAUGAUGCUCAAGAUCAGUUGGUAUUCACACAGAACCGACUUGCGGAAGCUGAGAGAGAAAGGGAUGUACUCAACAGGCAGUUGUCUGAGAAGCUGCCUGAAGAUGUUUCAUUAUUGGCCAAAGAGGUACAUCGUCUUCGUGAUCAAAUAACUGAACGUGAAGAAGAAAUCGUCGAAUUGAAGUCGGAAAGAAAUAACACCAGGCUUCUUUUAGAGCAUUUGGAAUGUUUAGUCGCUAGACAUGAACGUUCAUUGAGAAUGACAGUUGUUAAACGACAAGUAAACAGUCCUGGUGGUGUUAGUUCUGAAGUUGAAGUACUCAAAGCCUUGAAGUCAUUAUUUGAACAUCAUAAAGCCUUGGAUGAACGAGUCAGAGAACGUCUUCGUACAGCGUUAGAACGUGGUGCACAAUUAGAAGAAGAAGUUCGGUCAUCUGCAGCUGACCGAGCAGCUUUAAGAGAGCAGUUAGCUGCAGCACUGGCUGGAGUUGCUGCCGCCGCUGCAGUUCAACAGCAACGACAACAACAGUCACUCUCAACUAUGAAUGGAAAUAAUAGUGUUGAUUCCAAUCAUAUUUCACAAAGCAGCAAAGAUAAUAGUGAGGGCAGCGAUGUCGGAGGUAAGCUAGCUUCACUGCCUCCUGGUGGACCACCGAUAGCCUCAAAGGAUUCAGGAGAUGAAGGCUCAUCAGCAAACUCACCAGAAAACUCAGGUGCAAAAACAGUUGCCUCGGUUGCUGCAGCUGCUGCAGCGGCUGCCGCCAGCGCUGUAGCAGCUGAACGUAAACUCGCUGAGGUCACAACAAAGUCUAGAGAUUUGGAAACUUCAAAUGCAACACUUCAAAAGGAAUUAUCUCGAGCGCAUGAGCAGAUUUCGCGUUUGCAGAGAGAACUGAGAGAGUUGGAAGCUCAACGUGAAGACCAAGAAGCUCGUAUUGCAACACUGGAGCAACGUUACCUGGCUACACAACGUGAAGCUACAGGUACUUUGGACAGACUUAGUCGAGCUCAAUCAGAGUUAAUUACUCGUGAAAUUGAAUUGAAACAGGCAAAAGAUCAUGCAAAUCAUUUGGCUAGUGAAUUGGAAAUAGUACAAAAUGAGUUAGCUAUCGUCAAGGUCAACACAUCACAACAACAAAAUGCACCAUCCAGUACAGCUGCUAAUACAACAACAAUUAGUACUACAACUAACACAGAACUACUAAUUGAAAAUGGGGAACUUUAUGAAUCUAUAGACAAUGAAAAUGAACAUGAUGACCUGGACUCUAGAAAAAAGAAAGGAAAUUCUGAUGUAGAUAAUUCUAGUGUAUCCUUUGUUGAUGAACUACGCGUUCAGUUAUCCACAGCUGAAGAACGCAUCAAAGAUAUGGAGGCUGAAAUGAAUGAAAUACAAUCAGAACUACAAAGAGCUAGACAACGUGAACAGUUAAAUGAAGACCAUAGUUCACGCUUAACUGCUACUGUUGAUAAACUACUACUUGAGUCCAAUGAACGAUUGCAAACUCAUUUACGUGAAAAAAUGGCUGCAUUGGAAGAGAAAAAUCAAUUACACACUGAAUUAGAUCGUCUGAGACGUCUUUUGGAAACAAGUCAAACAGAAAGAGAUCGUGCUUUAGCAGAUAUGGAACGUUUACGACGUAGUUCUGCAACAGCAACACCAACUGCACUUGCUUUGCAAGGUGACACUUACGCAAGUGGUUCACAUAGCCUUCGAAGAAUGCCACGCAAUGUUACAAGUAAUCGCACCGAUCAAACGCCUCUGGAUAAUGGAGAAACGAAUGUAGACGAAUUAGAUAACAACAAUUCGCUUAAGCGAAUUAAACGAAAGGUUAACAGCUCCGAUUGGACAGAUACAGAUAACGAUGCAACAAGUCCAGUGAACAGGGGUCAAUCAGACCUUGGUUCUGCAAAUACAGAUGCUCAGAGAUUGGCUUUAAUGAUUCAAAAUCAAUUGGAUGCAAUUAAUAAGGAAAUCAAGAUGAUACAGGAAGAGAAACAAACUGCUGAACAAUUGGCUGAAGAAUUAGAACUACGCGUGGGUACAAAUCGUAAUGGAAAUGCUGACGGACAGCUAAUUGAUGAUUUCUAUCAACAGCAACAACGAGUUAGUGGUGCUGGUGGUGAUACAAAUGGAACAUAUUACUAUUUGAAUCAAGAUUCACGGGUUCAUUCGAAUAAUGUAAUGCCGAGUUUAUUGCCAAAUUUCGGUCCGACUGGCUGGUCACCGCCUCCAUCACCAUUAAGUUCCAGAUCAACACCAUUUGGUGGGUUGUCAAAUGAUUCAUUUAGUGGUAGUUUCAAUAAUCCCAGUCGUAAUACAUCAUCAGUAUUACCAUCUGCACCUGGUAAGGAACCGGAAACAUCACUGCCGCAAUAUUUGUCUCCAAUAGAUCCUCGCCGCAAUCUUCAAUUUCCAUCGGCACAGUAUUCACAGCCUGGUGGGGGUGGUGGUUUUAUGUCACGUAGCAGUCAGUUUGAACAACAACGAUCAAUGUCCGCUGCUGCGCGUCCAUUACAUCAGGUUAACAAUGGGUUAGUUACAUCUGACGAUUUAUUACAAGGUAAACUAAACAACCAACCACAUCGGCCUGUAUCACAAUUACAAUAUCACCUACCUGCUACUCCGCCUCCUCCUCCGCCAUUACCAGCUUCUAACACAUUAAAUUCUACAUUAAGCUCUGAUUUGAUCAACGCUCAUGGGAAUCAUCCACCUCAAGAUUUAAUUAAUUCUAAUGUCUACCAAAGAAAUAGUUAUCGUGCCAAUAUGCCAAAUCCAACUGGUAUUGGUUAUCCAUCUGGUUCUUUGUCAGCUAUAUCAGGGGAUAGUCCCGAGGAAGAAGGUUCAUCAGCUGCUUCAGAUUCCUUAGUUUGUGCUCAAAUGAUUGAUGGUCAACCAGUAGGACAGCAACCAUCUACUUCACAAAUUGUACCACUAGUGAAUAGGCAGUUAUAUCAACAACAGCAGUUCAGACAACAGCCACAACAAGCAGUUUCUGAUCAAUCUAUGACUUUAACUCAGCAAUCACUUUAUCAAAGGGAUUACGAACAGCAGCAACAACAUCUGCAGCAGCUGCAAUAUGCCCAUGCAACAAGACCUCAUCUACAAAUGAAUUCUAUGCCCAUGUAUCAUCAACCUGUAAAUCUUUAUCAAAAUCGUCUACGUACAAUGGGACCGAGAAGUCAAACGUACAACAUAACUGAUAAUCAACAACAACAAAUUAAUUCAGCAUCUCGAUUAGAUCCAACACAGUCAUUUUUCUCACCAACACCCUCACCAACACCAAGUAAAAAGAAAUCACGUAUGUUAUCGGGUACAUUUGGUCGACUGUUUCGACGUAAUCAGUCGAGCAAUAUAAAUGAUGGUGGUGGUGGUAUUGUUAGUGGACCAUUUGAUGUCACGAAGUAUCAAAAUCAAUAUCCAGUUCCAAAUCAUAUAAAUCAAUCAAUAAGGGCUGCAUCAGCCUCGCCUGUACGUGCGGGUUCACCUAUGAUGCAUACCCCAAUUAAUAACAAUAUGAAUAAUAAUAUUCGAUAUUCAAUUCAGCAACAAUCAAUGAGUCCACAACCAAUGAUCGGACAAGGAGUUCAGCCUCCACCGCUACCACCAGUGCAGUAUCAUCCAUCAAUGUCAAACCAAACUCAAAUGAUGCAGCAACAACAGAAACUGAUGCAACAACAACAACAAAUGUAUCAGCUUAGACAAAGACAACAGGGAUUGGAGUAUGAUGAUGGAGGUAACGGACCAAAUGUUACCGCUGGAAGAUCUGUGUCACCACUAUCCUCAUCCACGGUGUCUGGAGCACUCCCACCUCAAGUUCCUGAAGAACGUAGGCGAUGGAAAAAAGAAGAGCUAUUGGAGCAAGCUAUGAUGGCUAGAUUGCCAUUUGCACAAUGGAAUGGCCCUACUGUGGUAGCAUGGCUAGAGCUUUGGGUUAGCAUGCCAGCCUGGUAUGUGGCUGCUUGUAGAGCCAAUGUUAAAUCAGGUGCAAUUAUGGCCUCAUUAUCUGAACAAGAAAUACAACGAGAAAUUGGGAUUAGCAAUCCAUUGCAUAGGCUUAAACUACGCUUGGCCAUACAAGAAAUGGUUGCCCUAACCUCACCGACACCAGUUCCUAAACCUAGUACAAGUCGCCUUGCAUUUGGUGAUAUGAAUCAUGAAUGGGUUGGUAAUGUUUGGCUUCCUAGUCUUGGUUUAGCUCAAUAUCGUCCAGCUUUUAUGGAAUGUCUUGUUGAUUCUCGAAUGCUUGAUCAUUUGACCAAGCGUGAUCUAAGGACACACUUGAAAAUGGUUGAUAAUUUACACAGAACUAGUUUACUGUAUGGUAUUGUUUGUUUGAAACGCCUAAAUUAUGAUCGAUUGGAAUUGGAGCGUAGACAACGUGAAGCUGCUCAUCCUGAUAGUAUUGAUUUACUAGUUUGGUCAUGUGAGCGUGUUCAAGCCUGGUUGGAUGAGAUCGGUCUUAAAGAGUAUGCGCCAAAUUUAAAUGGAUCUGGUGUGCAUGGCGGAGUGAUCGGUCUUCAUCCUGAUUUAAACGCUCAGCAGUUAGCUUUGACACUACAAAUACCUACGUCAAAUACUUCAGCUCGUGCUACACUAGCUAGAGAGUUGACUCAGCUUGUGCAACGUUUUCGAGCGAAUGUGCCGAUUGCUGCAGCAAGUAUAGGGCCAGCUCCAAGAGUACUAGCAAUGGAAGCUGCUGCUGUUGUUGCGGCGAAUAGAGCUCGUGCACAGUUCGAAGGUCAAGAUAUUUGUUAUCCCGAUGAUGGGUUCAAUGAAACAGCUAUAACUAGUGACGUUGACGUUGUGGAGCAGACAGAAGACAGAGCUACACCUACAAAUAUAUCUGAACGAAAUAAUACAGAAACGCAACGGACUGAAUUAGAAUUGUCUUGUUCCAAUUCAGACAAAAGUUUGGCCAACAAUAAACCGUCUGAAGUGGCAUCAUCUAACUUGGGAUUGGAUUCCUCAGUGACUGAGACCACUGGCACCAGUAUAAACAAUUCUGCACAUAAUACAACUAUCACCGUCCCAACUACUACGACAUCACAGAAAAAACGAGCCCCUCAGGCUCCUACUGUUACUACAGUUUCGUCAACGAAUAAAUCAACUCUAUCCUGA